AUGGCCGAUAGUAUCAUCUCGCGCGGCCAGGGUAUUGCUCCCGCAGAGACCCAAUCCUCCAUUUUCUUGCAAAUCGGGAUUGUGCAGACGGCGCUGCUACGAGUAUUAGAUUCACCGUUGUCCCGUUGCACCGAGCUGGAUUAUCGAUCUUAUGUCGAAAAGGGCACCCAGAGUAUUGUAGGCAGGCUUCUCAACGCGUCUCAAGAUACAUUAUUCCCCCUAGAUCGCCUUUCACUUGGCCGGGGAUUGUUACUAGAUUACACCGGCGAUCAUGAUAACAAGACUGUUAAAUCCGCGUUAGAUGCAUUGAGACGGUCGAUUGACCUGCAACCAGAAAAUCAAUAUAGCGGGUUGUGGUAUUUCACGUACCCUAACUGGAGCUACCUGGACGGCAUGUACUCGUACGCGUCAUUCUACUCUCUCUACACCACCUUCUUCAACCCCACUGUCACAAAUAAAACGACAGACGACAUAAUCUACCAACUCGAUCUUCUCUGGGCCCACUGCUUUGACAACUCCACUGGUCUGCUGUUCCACGGCUACGACGCCUCGAAAACCGCCGUUUGGGCGAAUCCGGCAACCGGCGCGAGUCCAGUUGUAUGGGAUCGCGCGUUAGGUUGGUAUUUCAUGGCGCUGGUGGACUGGCUAGAGAUAAACGGCUUUGAGUGCCUCUCUACCCAAUGGGAACACGUCCACGCGCGGUUCGUUGCGAUUGCGAAUGGGAUUGUCAAGGCGGCCGACCCUGUGUCCGGGGCGUGGUGGCAGGCGUUGAACUUCCCGGAGCGUGAGGGGAAUUAUAUCGAAUCUAGCGGGAGUGCUAUGUUUGUGUAUGGAUUAUACAAGGGCAUCAGACUAGGGUAUCUGCGAUCGUCAGAUCAAAGAUAUAAGAACACUGCAGAUAAGGCGUACGCGUAUCUGACUAACACGUUCGUGGUGAAGAAUCAAAAUGGCACAUUGGACUGGAAUGGGACUGUGUCAGUGUGCAGUCUGAAUUCAUCAGCAACAUACGAGUACUAUGUCACGCAGCCGCUAUUAUUUAACAGUGUGCAUGGAUCGGCCUCAUUUGUUCUUGCUAGCCUAGAGCACGAGAUACAGGUGUUCUAA
Talaromyces proteolyticus is the source of this 1104-nucleotide messenger RNA. RefSeq names its product putative cell wall glycosyl hydrolase YteR. Lineage: Eukaryota; Fungi; Ascomycota; Eurotiomycetes; Eurotiales; Trichocomaceae. The record is from RefSeq and is a predicted model, not a curated record. The transcript is spliced from 3 exons. Gene Ontology annotation, biological process: carbohydrate metabolic process. The coding region runs from base 1 to 1104 and encodes 367 amino acids.